Anopheles stephensi (Asian malaria mosquito) is the source of this 1179-nucleotide messenger RNA. RefSeq lists its product as uncharacterized. The transcript has 2 exons. Lineage: Eukaryota; Metazoa; Arthropoda; Insecta; Diptera; Culicidae. The record is from RefSeq and is a predicted model, not a curated record. The coding region runs from base 90 to 719 and encodes 209 amino acids.
CCCUUUUGUUCUUUUUGCAUCACCAUUUUUUCGCACCAUUUCGCACACACUUUCGAAAUUUUUCGUCCACCCAAAAAUUCCCACACGGCAUGGCGCUAGUGCUACGGUUUUGCCACGGCCAGCUUGCGAAGCUUCAUCAACUCCUGCUGCGAAAGCAUCAAAGAUUGCUGUUUACCUCGCUGCUGAUUGGUUUGACCACCGGAACCGCGCACUGGCAAUCCGUACGCCAUCCGACCCUGAUGGAUCAUUUCCACGAAAAUUUACGCACCUUUCCGUGGGAAAUUUCGUUCGGUGCCUUCGCGCUCCUGUCAAUCGGAACCCUUCUGUCGUACGGCCUCUACCGGCACCAUCUUUGUGGCAAGGAACGCCGAGUGAGGGCAGCGAUUCGGCAACGAUACAUCGACUACAUUGUGCUUUGUCUGAUGGUAAGCGUAGCUAAUGCUGCCCGGCAACAUUUGCACUGCCCCGCCAAGGAAGGGCUCGGACUGCAGCAGCUGGAAGAGUAUCGGCGUGACAUCGAGGUCGCCAUCGCACGCUUUCGGGCCGGUGCGAGAAAACUGUUCCAGGAACCACCCUCAACGUUCGCCAAUUCGAACUCCUUCCUCGAACGGUACUUCCGGCUGGAUGACGAACGAUUCGGAGAGGAGAUCCUGGCACUGAAACGAGACGCAGGAUCACUGAUGAACGUGCCGGCCAUCAAAGGAUUGCUAAACCGGUAAGCUUCAAACGGGACGGGAAGCUUUCGUGUUCCGAAGAAAGAAGAAUCAUCCCCGACUAUCCUUAAUGCGCUGCACCGGCAUAAAACCUGGACUCGAAUCAAUUAACAGAUUAUCAAAUAAGCUUGCUGGAUGUUUGAUUUAUGUCGUAGCAGAUUUGCUGCCGUUUCGAACCUUUUUGGAGCAAUCGUGUUUUGGCUGAUCCCGGCAACCGUCGGAUGCAGUUUUGUACGAACGCUUUCAUCUGGAUUAGAAUCAAAUGGUCAUUCUAAGGAACAGAAGAAAAAAGGCCUCCUGUUUUGUCUAAUAGAAAUGUGAGCCGAAUGCACCAGUAACUGUUGGGCGUGGGAUGAAGUUAGAAAGGAACAAUUAAACGACCACCCGUAUCUGUAUCUGUUUGAGAAGUGUCAAUUCGAUUGAUUGAAAACUUAAAUACAAAGCGAUAAGAGAGCAAUAUUUGAAA